Molecule: messenger RNA, 2775 nt
Organism: Echinops telfairi (small Madagascar hedgehog)
Lineage: Eukaryota; Metazoa; Chordata; Mammalia; Afrosoricida; Tenrecidae
Gene: IL20RA
Product: interleukin 20 receptor subunit alpha
Exons: 6
Coding region: 70-1596 (508 amino acids)
Molecular function (GO): interleukin-20 binding
Source: RefSeq, a predicted model, not a curated record
CCUUUUUCAGUUACCUGUGUCUCUGGCAGUUUACCUAAACCGACAAAUAUCACCUUCUCGUCCAUAAACAUGAAGAACGUCCUACAUUGGGAUCCACCAGAAGGCCUAACAGGAGUUGAAGUUCUUUACACUGUGCAGUACUUCAUAUAUGGCCAGAAGAAAUGGCUAGACAAACCCGAGUGCAGGAAAUCCAACAGGACGUACUGUGACCUCUCGGCUGAAACCUCCGACUACGAGCACCAAUAUUAUGCCAGGGUUAAGGCCAGUAGGAAAGCAACUUGUUCCAAAUGGACAGAAACGGGACGGUUCUACCCAUACUUGGAAACACAGAUCGGUCCACCAGCUGUUGCCCUGACUGCUGGUGAGAAGUCCAUCUCCGUGGUUCUGACGGCUUCUGAGAAGUGGAGGAGAACUCUGGAAGAAGGUGCUGUGUCCAUGCAGCAGGUGUACCCGGCGCUGGUGUACAAUGUGUCCAUGUACAGCCCCCAAUCCCACAGAAUGUGGUGGCAGUGUGUGGCCAACGGCUCCCUGGUGGUCCCCUGGCUGGAGCCGGACACUCUGUACUGCGUGCGGGUGGAGGCCCUGGUCCCUGGGCCCCCACGCCUCCCUCUGCCUUCUGAGAAGCAGUGUAUCAGUACUUUGAAAGAUCAGACACAGGAGUGGAAGAUUAAAAUAAUCUUCUGCUAUGUUUUGCCCAUUUCUGUUACCGUGUUUCUUUUUUCUGUGAUGUGCUACGCCGUGUACAGAUACGUCCACGUUGGCAAAGAGAAACGGCCAGGAAAUCUGAUUGUGAUCUAUGGAAAUGAGUUCGAGAAAAGAUUCUUCGCACCUGCCGAAAAAAUAGUGAUGAACUUGAUCAGCAUCAGUGUGCUGGAUGGGGCUACGGGAAACCAGAAGGAUAUAUGUUUAACGGAAACAAGCGGAGGCUUGUCCGACCUUCUGGACACUGAGGCCAGAGAGGCCCAGGAGGCCCAGCAGGAGGAGGAGGAGGAGGUGAAACACUUAGGGUAUGCUUCACACUUGAUGGAAAUGCUCUGUGGCUCGGAGGAAAACAUGGAUGCUCCUUCCCUCACCCAGCCAGCGGCACUCUGCAGAGCCAGAGCCACAACCACGGCUGUAGGAACAGUUGUAGAAUAUGAAUACGAUGUGCGAAUGGCUGACAUUUCUCUGGCGCCCGAAGACCAAGAGCUUAAGAUGCAGGAGGAGGUGUGCAUAGAAGGCAUCUUCCUGGAGCAACAGGCCCGUUUGGCAGACAGGGACCCACAGACAUGGUUCUGUUCCAGUGCUCCCGAGCUCGGAGACGUAGAUCCUGGGACGAUCAAGCUCACAGAGGCCCAGGAGGGACUCGAGGAGGAGCCUGCAAGAACAGUGGUCGACUGGGACCCUCAGACUGGCAGGUUGUGUAUACCUUCCUUAUCUGACUUGGAACCUGACUCGGAGGGAGAUGAGAGUCCAGAGGGCAGGGGGCUCCGUGCAGAGGGCCUUUUGUCCAGGUUCUGUAAGGAGCAGGCUGCGGACAAGCUACUGGAAGAUCAUGAAACAUAUCUUGUGCAGUUUUUGGAGGACUGGGAAUUAUUUGUACAAAUGGGAGACUAACACCAACGUGUCACUUUGCCAGAGUCUGAGUGAACUCAGAUGAGCGCCGGAAUAAGAAAGGCCCCUCACUCAGCGCUUCAGGCCUCGGGGAGGAUGACUUAGCUCUGCCUCCUACGUGAGGUUGGUUCAGGCACGUGUCCCUCUCGCUGUGAUGGUAGCUGACUCAUUGCUUUAGACAAAGUAAGAGGCAAUGCAAUAAAUGCUGGCCCCACAGGAUGCAGAAUGUGCCUAGGCUGGGUUGGCUGUCACCUCCUUGUUGUUUUCUAACAAGCCCCUUUCUACAGUUAUUUUCUGGGUGGUUACCCUGUGUCCAGAGGAAAAGUCUGGCCAUCUCUUUCUGAAAAAUCAGCCCUGGAAACCCCUAUGGAGCUGGCUGAUACGCUCAAACACAGGGAGUCGCCAUACGUCGGAACGGACACCCAGCAUUGGUUGGGUUGAUUGGUUUUUGACCUUAAAUCUGCCACGGAUGCCCCGUGGGCCGACGUGGGUUAACUGAUGUGAUGUGCUCACAUACACUCCAGCUCCUUGAGUACCUUCCUAUAGCCGUUCCAUCUUUGAUUCGCCAUUGGCUUAAAAAUUAAAUUUUGCAGCCACCCUGCCUCUACAUCUAUGAGAUGGAGUGCUAUCGAGUUGCUGAGACUCAGCCACUUUUGAGCUUCAAGCCUAGCAGCUUCGUGUUUCCCGUGCAUACUUGUUUGAACUCUGAGUUCACUGACGGUCCUGCAGGAGAACAGGGGGCCUUUGUGGUCUCUCGUGUAUAUUUUUGGUGGAGGCAGACAACUUUGACAGGUGAGCUGGAGUGUGGCUGGAGUCAUGGGCUUUUGAGAUUGUCCAUGAAGCCAAACAGCUUCUGUUCUAAUGGUUUGAUGUCAAGUAUAAUGAUCUUAAUCCGUGUUCUGUCCUCAGUCUUUGGCGUAAUUAGUCUGCCUGGUUUCAAGGAGCAAAUUUAUAACCCAAAACCACACUCACUGCCAUCGAAUGGAAGCCAACUCAUAUUUAUAACACGAAGGAUAAAAGAGCCUGGGGGUAGAAAAGAAGGAGUUAUUAAGGGCACAAAGAAAAUGAAAUGACUGACAAUAGUUCAUGCACGUAUUUCGAUCACCAGAUCUUUAUCGCGCAUCUACUAUGACCUUCAAUGUCCUUAUCUGAGAACUAAAUAUAACAACCUUAAAUACGUUA